Messenger RNA from Botrytis fragariae, 1479 nucleotides. RefSeq names its product putative nonribosomal peptide synthetase 12 protein. Bases 1 to 1479 code for a protein of 492 amino acids. The transcript has a single exon. The record is from RefSeq and is a predicted model, not a curated record. NCBI's taxonomy places the organism in Eukaryota, Fungi, Ascomycota, Leotiomycetes, Helotiales, Sclerotiniaceae.
AUGGGAGAACCAGAAAAGAUGGUUGAGUCGCCAGACGUUCGUAGUCUGACGGACUCAAGCGAUACUAGCGAAAUGAAAGAACUACCACCGUCGCCAUCCUCUCGCAGCAUAGCAGAAUCGGAUAGUUCUGGAGGCUCAAGCUUGAUGAAAGUAUCCGUGGAUCCCAAAAUUCUGGAAGAUGUUGCAAGACAAUCUGCCACACCUAUCUUGAGAUUUUAUCGUUUCAUCACCUCCGAAUAUCGACUUUUAUUUACAAUCGUGUUUUGUCUCAAUUUGGGAGGCGUCGUGGGAUUCCUGUACCAAUGGGCUACAAAUGGAACACCAAGUCAAACAACAGCUGCUUUAGCAACCUCAAUCAACCUUGUUGUCGCAAUUGUCAUUCGGGAGGAGCAUGUCAUCAAUCUUUUGUACACCAUCUUUGCAUCUGCGCCAAGGUCAUUCCCCCUAUGGCUUCGCAGACGUAUGGGAAAGAUCUACCACUUGGGAGGUCUUCAUUCCGGAUGUGCUUCAGCCGCGACAUUUUGGUUCAUUCUCCUCUCUAUUGAAAGUAGCUGGAGGGGACCAUACAACGCGGAAAAGAUCAUCUUACUCAUUAUCAUCUACAUCUUGGAUAUUCUUCUCAUUUCAAUGAUCGUUAUGGCUCAUCCAUCUAUUCGUGCAAAACUUCACAAUAGCUUUGAAAUCAUCCAUCGAUUUGCAGGAUGGUCAGCACUCGCUCUGCUAUGGACUCUUACCGUACUCACUAGCGAUCUUCAGCGACCAGUAACUCAGAAAUUGUCAAAGGCAUUACUAGUGAACCCAAAUAUGUGGCUCCUCGCUGUCGCCACAGGGAGUAUCAUUAUGACGUGGCUCAAUUGCCGAAAGAUUAAAGUUCAAUCAGAACAACUCUCAACUCAUGCAUUGCGCGUCUAUUUCGACUAUGUUACUCCUUCGCCGGGAACAACUAUCCGUAUAUCCAGCAGUCCUCUCUUCGAAUGGCAUGCAUUCGCCACAGUCGCAGAUCCCAAAAGAGAUGGUUUCUCCCUCAUCAUCUCGAACGCAGGUGACUGGACAAAAAAGUUGAUAAAUGAGCCACCAAAGGAGAUUUGGGCUCGUCGCACGCCCACAUGUGGUGUUUUAAGAAUCGCUCCCAUGUUCCGAAGCAUUUUGCUUGUAGCUACCGGUUCAGGAAUUGCACCAUGCUUACCAGUAAUUCUUGCACAACAAACCCGAAUUAACCUCUUUUGGUCAACUCGAGAUCCAUUGACGACUUAUGGUGAUGAAAUCGGUGGCAUUAUCAAAGCACUAGGACCUAAUGCAUACAUCCACAAUACGACAACAAUGGGAAGACCCGCGACACUUCCUCUUGUGAUACAACAGUAUCGGGAUACUCAGUCGGAAGCCGUUAUUGUAAUUUCAAAUCCUAAAUUGACGAUAAAACUCGUACAGGAUUUGGAAUAUCUUGGAAUUCCAGCCUUUGGUCCUAUCUGGGACUCAUAG